This is a messenger RNA of Styela clava, 3977 nucleotides long. RefSeq names its product Wilms tumor protein 1-interacting protein homolog. Gene Ontology annotation, biological process: cytoskeleton organization; response to hypoxia; regulation of DNA-templated transcription. Gene Ontology annotation, molecular function: transcription corepressor activity. Lineage: Eukaryota; Metazoa; Chordata; Ascidiacea; Stolidobranchia; Styelidae. The record is from RefSeq and is a predicted model, not a curated record. Gene Ontology annotation, cellular component: P-body; nucleus; transcription regulator complex.
UGGAAGUACUUGUGGUACCAAACUAUACUAGACCCAAAAAUUGCAUACUAUUUAAUCGGUCUAUUUUUAUUGCAGUCUAUUGUAGUCUUAUUAUUGGUGAUAUUACAUUGUACUACAUAUGGCCAGUGGGAAUCAUAUUCCUAAACGACGCAGUUUUCCACAAUCUAGCUCUUCAUUUGGAUAUCAAAAUGGAACUUUCUCGCGUCCCGUUAGUUACUCACAAGGAGUUAAAACACCCUCCCAUGUCUCAGCAGCAAUCUCUUCAGAAAUGGUCGAACAGAAAAUGAAAGAUCUAACUCUUGAGGUUGAAAAGGAACUCAAUUCUCCAGGAGGUUCCGAACCAUAUUUUGGACGUUGUGCAAAAUGCAACCAAGGCGUUUAUGGCCAUUCUACUGCUUGUCAGGCAAUGGGUAAAAUAUAUCAUAACACAUGUUUUGUGUGUGGAUGCUGCAGUAGAACAUUAAGAGGUAAAGCAUUCUAUAAUGUAAAUGGUAAAAUAUUUUGUGAAGAAGAUUACCUUUAUUCAGGAUUCCAACAAAGUGCGAAGAAAUGCCAUGCAUGUGGUCAUCCUAUCAUGGAGAUGAUUUUACAUGCUCUUGGAAAUCCAUAUCAUCCCGGCUGUUUUCGGUGCUGUGUAUGCAAUAAAGGACUCGAUGGAGUGCCUUUCACAAUUGACAUAGAAAACAAAAUAUACUGUGUAGAAGAUUAUAAUAAAUUGCAAAAAAUUUAUGCUCCAAAAUGUGCCAAAUGUCAACAUCCUAUUACUUCAGUGAAUGGACGUAAAGAAACUGUUAAAGUAGUCUCCAUGGGGAAGGAUUUUCAUGUGGAUUGCUUCAUUUGUGAGAAUUGCGGAAUUCAAUUAAACGAUGCCAGUAAGCCUAGGUACUUUCUUCUAAAUGGCAGACUUCUUUGCCAUGUUUGUAGAGAUCUCCCCCCACAUCAUCAAAAAACAAGAGGUCACCGGCAUUCUUUGCAAAAUUUUCCUACAACGAGUCAGUAUGGGAAUGGCCAAAGCAAAUCAACAAAUGCUGGUGGUAGUCCAGUCCGUGUAAGGUCAUUAGAAAUAGACAGACAUCCUUCCUCACCUGUGACUCAAGUACCACGAGUAAAAUCAUGGCAUCCAACAGCACAGUGAAUGCUAGAGUUUGAAAAAACUCAUCGAUGAUAUCUAAGUUUACAGAUUGGUACAAUUAUUUUAGGGUUUUGGUGUAAUAUGUGAUUUACAUGUAUGUUACAAAAUCUCAGAUAAAAAUUUUAAGCAUCAAAAAAUUUGUGAAAGUGUCAAUUACCAAACUCUAAUCCUUGUGAUUAUUUAUCAUCUUGCCAUUUACAAAAUCAGGGCACGAGUGGUUUGAGGACAAUCUUUAGAGACACUGGUCUAGAUUAAAGUUGCUGCAGAUCACAAUGACUUUUAGAUCGCAUGUUAGUUACAUCGGCCCAUUUUAGUAUUCAUUCUGACAAAAUCUGACGUUUUUGAUAAUGUUUGUUUCAUCAAUCAUAAUGUACGAAAGUAUUAUUGCACAGUAUCCUUCCAGAUUCUUUUUUUGUUAUGUCAUAAACAGUUAUGACAUGUUGCUUAAUUUACGAUUUUUAAUGCUGCCAAAGACACCAACAUACACCAAAAGUAAAUUUGUUGUUUUUUUAACAAUUUGUGUCUCUUUACAUCUAUCAUUUCAAUCAACCACAAUUCUAUUAUCAUAUAGCUUGCCAAUUUACUAUCUCUGUUCAACUUAUUUGAGCUUGCUCAUGUCAUUAAUACUAUAAAAUAUGUGUAUGCGCUAAAUUUUCAAAACCUGUCUUUGAAUUGAAUUUUUGGGAUAAAACUUUUUUUUAGAUUGAAAAAUUUGUAGCCUUGUUAUGGGAUCAACUACAUAAUAUCAUGCAGUUAGGCCUAAAUGUUUUGUCAUAUUAUUUAUAGCAUCAGUGAUGACUUGGAUGUGUUAUAUUUUUUUCCUGGAUACUAAUGAUGAAAAAAUUAAAGAUUACCGGUAGUUACAAAGCAUAAUGCGUUUGAUUAUAGCAAAAUUUUGCAAAGUUGUAAAUUUACUCGGUUCUUAUAGCAUAGUUGCUCAUAAGUUGUCCUUUUGUUAAAAUUUUUAUCAUGAUAUUUCUUGAUUUCACUCUGAAAUGGCUCUUUAUACAGGUAAGUAUCCACUGCUAGUAAGAAUCUAUUUUAGCAUAAGAGGGCCGGUGUCUUUUCAACUUAGCAUGGCCUAUCCAAAUAUUACACCUUGGUUGAGGUGGCGGGUAUAGAUGGGAUUAGAACCCGAGAUUUCAACAUUGUCCAAUGUUUUAACCCAGGGGUGUGCAAAACCUUUAGUACAGGAGAGCCAGAUACAAAUAACUGGGUGAAACUGUGGGUCCCACCUUUAUUUAACAUAAGCUUUCUGGUAGUUGCAUGCACAAAAAUUUUGUUUAUUGAUCUUAUGACAUGCGGUAUUCGCUUCGCGCAAGCUAGCUGUUAGGGCAUUGUGAGGGAUUGGAAUUACUUGUACGUACCAGAAUAAACUAAAUAAGAAACUCGUUUCGUGGCCUGCACGCCAUUCAAAAUUGGCAAUUCUCCGCGGGUCGCACAAUUUUAUCUUGUGGGCUGCAGGUUGCACACCCCUGUUUCAACCACUUGCCCUUUGCGGUACAUAUUUUAUAAUGUAAUGAUUCAGCAUCUAAUCUCUGAUCGCUUAAUUAAUUUUGCCAACUGUGCCACGACAAUUUGCACUACAAAAUCUUUCAUAUAAUGAAUUUUUUACAGUUAAGUUUAUCUUUUAUAUUGAAACCUCUGUACUUUAUAUCUAACCAACAAUGACAUAUUUUGGCUACAUUUUGUAUAUACUGUAUUCUAUAUGUUCUUUGUUAUGUUUAAGCAUUUCCCUUGCCUAUGUUUUUAUGGUUAUUACCUGUGGAUAUUACAUUAUUACAGUUUGAAUGUUUAAAAUUGUAAGCCUGGCCAACAUUCAGUUUUUAUCGUUUGUUUCCUAUUAUAAUUGACAUACUUUGAAGAUAUCUAAGUAAUAGAUUUUUGCUUGAAUUGAAUUGGGAAAUUAAUUUUUGAGAAUCUACUUUAUUGAAAUUGCUUUUUGUUUUGUCAUAAUGAUUUAUACUUCUGAUCGAAUUAUUUGGGAGUUCAGGGUUAUCAAAAUGUUGGAUAUAGAUAUCAUCACAAUGUACUAAUUCUUGCCAGCCCUUUACAUGCCAUUAUUGUCCAGAACCCAGCUUAUUAUUUUUAAUUUUAUCCACUGUUCUUGAUUAUUUUGAACUUCUCAUCUUGGUCACCACUAUUUUUUACCAACUCAAAUUCAUGUUCGCUUGCUUGUUUGUAAAAAAUCUUGUGCCUAAUCAGUAGUCUAGUAAUUACUUUAUUUUAUAUACGGUACCUGUUUUCUUGCUUUCAUUCCAUUUUUGCCUUUUUUCUGUGAUUUAAAUGUUAAGUUAAUGAUGAUUACAUUCCAUAGUAUACAUUUCAGAAUAACAUUACGGUUACAAAACUUUAUUAAGAGAACAAACUCAAAUCGUUUCCAAUCCAAAUAUUUACCUAACUGCAUCGAUCGUCACCCAUUUUCAACUGUAUGAAAUAUUGCCAAUGUUUCACAAUGCUGCUACCCAUUCCAUUGUUUUGCAAUAAUAGCUAGCUAAAACCCAAUCAUUUGUUGCUUGCUACAUUGAAUUAAGAUGUAAAAUUAUGAUAUUCAAACAGCAAGAAAUAAACAAUAUUUUUAAUUUCUUCUUGCCAAACAAAGAAUUGUGAUUAAUUUUUGGCAGAAUAUGGUACUAACUUUUGGGUAAAGAGUAUUCUGUGUAAUUUCUCUCUAAUGUAAAAUAUAAAAAUUUCCAGGUAUGAAAAUUUACCAUUAUUAUGAACAUCUAAAAUAUGAGAUUCAUAAAUAACAAUGGAUUUGAUAUAGCAGGCAAUCAACUUUUUGUAAUAUUUAUGUUUUACUUGUCGAGGAACUGAGAAUGAAAAUGUUUAUAAGUUGUUCAGA